AUGUUACGGGGUGCAUUACACUCCAAAGAUAUGCUCCUCCGAGUUAAGAUCUCACCUAACUACCCUGAUCCACCACCUUAUGCUCCUACAACUACGGCUACCACCGAUGAUCCUACCACCGCUUUUCCUGUGCAGCAUAAGCAGCUCAGUGCCGAUCUUGUCUAG
Molecule: messenger RNA, 165 nt
Organism: Eruca vesicaria subsp. sativa (arugula)
Lineage: Eukaryota; Viridiplantae; Streptophyta; Magnoliopsida; Brassicales; Brassicaceae
Source: the annotation of a GenBank genome assembly